This is a messenger RNA of Mizuhopecten yessoensis (Yesso scallop), 1534 nucleotides long. RefSeq names its product WD repeat-containing protein 41-like. Bases 39 to 1397 code for a protein of 452 amino acids. The transcript is spliced from 14 exons. The record is from RefSeq and is a predicted model, not a curated record. NCBI's taxonomy places the organism in Eukaryota, Metazoa, Mollusca, Bivalvia, Pectinida, Pectinidae. Gene Ontology annotation, biological process: regulation of autophagy. Gene Ontology annotation, molecular function: protein binding. Gene Ontology annotation, cellular component: lysosomal membrane.
AUGAAGGUAAAUAGACGAUAGAGUCUGGACUGAAAAGGAUGUCAGUACUAUUUCAGAAGUUGUGGCGAACAAACGGCGAUUUACCAACAAAAAUUACAAAGGUGAAGGUGGAAGAGAUAGAGGGAGACCAGAUACUGAAUCCCUUUACAGAGGUCCUCAUUCUGCAGCAGCACAGUGACAUCAUCAGACAACUUCACCCUGUGGGGGACAAAAGAUGCGUGUCCAUCGGGGAUGACAACCUAGCAGUGGUAUGGGACAUACAGCUCUGUUUAAAAUUGUUUGUGUUAAGUGGUCAUACCAGACCAAUCACAUCACUGCUUCUCCUGAGGUCAAAUGCCAAUUACUCAGAUUCUGAUUGGCUCCUGACUGGGUCAUCUGACAAAACUAUAAAGGUAUGGGACCUAGAUACAGGAAAAUGUCUGCAGACUAUGACAGAGCACGGCGCCUCAGUCAAGUGUCUCCUGUCCAUCAAUGAUGACCUGUUUCUGUCAGCUGGACAAUCUCUCCAUCUCUGGUCUGGUGCUGGAAAACUCCUGGACUGUUAUCAUCGCACAGAAAAGGAAAUUGAAGAUAUAAACUUGAUGAUCCACGUGUGUGGACAAACAGACAGAGUUGUCACAGCCUCUGGCAAACAAAUUGGUGUGUACCAGGUGAACACUACAACAGAUGAUGUUGUCAUAGUAACCGGGGACAUUGCCUUUGUAAAGAACUUGCCGUCGCAUCUGGAAGCUAUCCGAAGUCUCACCAAUCUAUCAGAUCAGUGCUUUGCCAGUGGAUCAUUAGACGGUACCAUUGUGAUCUGGUCAUGCCAGACGUUCCUACCUACGUAUAAAUUUAACACUGUGGACAGCUACCAGGGGAAGGAUCACCUCUACCCCUACAGCAUACAGCAUGUACUCUGUCUGGAGGAGCGGUUCCUAUUGGCUGCAAUAGGUUCUGGUUUUGGACUGUUUGAUAUAACAACAAGGAAACUUAUAUGUGAAAAAGCCUGUGCUCACUUUUCCAAAAUCCUACAUAUGACCUUUGUUUGUGACGGAGCAUACCUUGCCACAUGUUCAGAGGAUGGUAGUAUACGUUUGUGGGGCCACGCCCCCCACCUUAACAGUUCAGGAACAGAGGAUAAAUCAGACAUGGAUCUUCGACCAAUUGAACGAUUCCUAGACAUCAGCUGUGACCAGCUUCGACAUCACAAAGAUGUUUUACCUGCGCCAGUCCUUAUAGGCGAGUGUCUAGCCCAUUCUGGAGCUGUACAGAUGGUAGUGGACUGCGGUUUGGAGGGCAUGCUGUCUUGUGGAGUGGACGGAUUGGUCAUAGCUUGGAAGAAUGCUGAACUACAAGCCAUGAAGAGGAACCAAAUUAUACAAGAACAGUUUCUUAAUCCAAGUGGUAUAGUGUGACCAUUACAACACUACACCUCCAUCAGUGGUAUAGUGUGACCAUUACAACACUAUACCUACAACAGUGGUAUAGGGUGACCAUUACAACACUACACCUACAACAGUGGAAAAGUGACACCAUAACAACACUAUACCUA